Messenger RNA from Coccomyxa subellipsoidea C-169, 1470 nucleotides. Its product is annotated as small GTP-binding protein. The record is from RefSeq and is a predicted model, not a curated record. Gene Ontology annotation, molecular function: GTP binding. The transcript has 10 exons. NCBI's taxonomy places the organism in Eukaryota, Viridiplantae, Chlorophyta, Trebouxiophyceae, Coccomyxaceae. The coding region runs from base 1 to 1470 and encodes 489 amino acids.
AUGCAGGUAGCGAUCAUAGGACGACCAAAUGUUGGAAAAUCAGCACUGUUCAACAGGUUCUCACGUUGCAAAUUAGCCCUGGUGCACAACACCCCAGAGGGCCAUGUCACCAGAGACUACCGCAGGGGAGUGGGCAAGCUGGCCGACCUGCGCUUCAUGGCUGUGGACACCUCAGGCCUGGAGCCGUUCAUGGCGAAGGGGAGCAUCCAGGAGAGGGCCACGCGCAUCACACUGGACGUUGUAAGGCGGUGCGAUCUGGCGCUGCUGCUAGUGGACGCACGCAGCGGACUGGUGCCCGAGGACGAGGCGCUCGUGGCCUGGCUCAGGAAGUGCUUGACUGCGCCCGUCCUGCUGGCCGCCAACAAGGCCGAGCGCAGGGGCCGCAGCGGCGUCUCUGGUGUCAGUGACGCGCUGUCAGAGGCUACCAGGCUGGGGCUUGGCGAGCCAGUGGCCAUCUCUGCUGAGACAGGUGAAGGUUUGGUAGACCUGUACACGGCCAUGCAGCCAAUGAUAGAUAAGAUCAUUGAGGAGCGGGCAUCACAGAGAGAGGAGGCAGCGCCAAAGGCAAGAUCACCCGGGCUAGCCGGGGAGGAUGACACGGAAGGCCCACAAGACAUGAAGAUUGCCGUCAUUGGACAGCCCAAUGUGGGCAAGUCGACGCUGUGCAAUUAUCUGCUCGGACGGGAACGCAGCUUGACAGGUCCAGAACCGGGGCUGACGCGCGAUGCCGUGGCGGAGGACUUUGAGUGGGAGGGCCACGCCAUUGAGCUGGUGGACAGCGCCGGCUGGAUCCGCGACGCCAAGCUGCCCGAAGACGGCUGCCGGGGGGCGGUGGCGGGAGGGGCGCUGAGGCAGGCGGAACACGCGCUCAAUUUUGCGCAGGUUGUGGUCCUGAUGGUGGACGCGGCCGUCAGCACGCAGCUGGGUGCCGGGCUGACGCGGCGCGAGCUGGCGCUGGCGAGCAGCAUCGUGCGCGAGGGACGCGCUCUCAUUAUCGCCCUCAACAAGCUUGACCUGCUCUCCCCCCUCGAUCGGGACAAGGUGGUUGGCAGGGUGGAGGAGCAGGUGAAGGAGAGCCUGCCGGAGGUGGCGGGUGUGCCCUGCAUCGGCGUGUCGGCGCUGACGGGGGCGGGCGCGGGUGAGGUGCUGCCCACGGCGCUGCAAGCCUUCCGGGUCUGGAACCAGCGCGUGCCCACAGCCCGCCUCAACCGCUGGCUCAUCAAGGCAGGCAUUCUCUCUAGCACAGAGUACAGGGGGACGGCGGCAGGGCGGCAGGUGAUGCGGCUGCGCUACGUCACGCAGGUCUCUGCGCGGCCGCCCACCUUUGCCGCCUUCAUCUCGGGGGCCGAGGAGCUGUCGGACAACACCACCAAAUUCAUCCUCAACUCGCUGCGCGCCAAAUUUGGCUUCCCAGGCGUCCCCCUGCGGCUGCUGGAAUUGCUAGAACGCAUCCAGGAACCAUUCGAAUGA